AUGUGGAUGAAAAGUAUGAUUUACAAGACAUGGGAGCGAUGCCGAUCACGACAGCGCUGCUGCAACACAACAUCAUUGGAUUCGGAAGAGUACAACAUUGACUGCAUGAAGAGCAAGUGCAGAAAAAAGAGGUCGCGUGAGGUAGCUCCGGAAGCUGGUUGUUUCUCAGUUUACGUGGGACCUCAAAAACAAAGAUUCGUGGUGAAGAUCAAGUUUGCUAAUCAUCCUCUGUUUGCGAUGCUGCUAGAGGAAGCUGAAUCGGAGUACGGAUACAAUAGCGAAGGCCCCAUCUUGCUUCCUUGUGCCGUUGAUUUAUUCUAUGAAGUGCUAGCUGAGAUGGAAGGCAGCAGCUCCUGCAAUGAUGAUAAUAAUAAUAUUAUUUCCAGCAGUACUUGUAGUACUUUCGGCUUGAUUGCUAAAGGUUAUGGUUCCUUGUUCCGACGGCGCAAGUCCCGCUCAUCAUGGUGCCUAUGUGCUUCUAGAUCUCCAUCCCAAAUUAAUUAA
Juglans microcarpa x Juglans regia is the source of this 504-nucleotide messenger RNA. RefSeq names its product auxin-responsive protein SAUR71-like. The coding region runs from base 1 to 504 and encodes 167 amino acids. Gene Ontology annotation, biological process: response to auxin. NCBI's taxonomy places the organism in Eukaryota, Viridiplantae, Streptophyta, Magnoliopsida, Fagales, Juglandaceae. The transcript has a single exon. The record is from RefSeq and is a predicted model, not a curated record.